This is a messenger RNA of Cylicocyclus nassatus, 927 nucleotides long. The record is from the annotation of a GenBank genome assembly. NCBI's taxonomy places the organism in Eukaryota, Metazoa, Nematoda, Chromadorea, Rhabditida, Strongylidae.
AUGGCCUUUUCAUCAUCAGUGCACGCGUCACAAUAUGUGAAUGAUGUAGGAGUGCGACGCUACGGAGAUUUCCACCUAUGCCAAAGAAGUAUUCAGCUUCGAUUGAGGGAGAACUCCAUCAGCUACGGUGGAAUAGAUUGCGUGCCGCAAGACUUAACGCUGCAAGAACUGAUAGAAGUGCUUGACAGGAAGAAGAGAGAGCCACACGAUUACGUCGAGAUGGAAGAAAGUUGGGCUGGUGAAGGCAAUUAUUUCGAGAAUGAGCCACCGCAGCAGCAAAGUGCAAGAAUGACGGCAUAUGAGGAAUUUACCAACUCCGACAUGGCCACGCGAGCUCGGCUCUGCUUAGAAGGGUUUGAACGGAUAGAAGGGGCAGAAGCAAUGCGGCUGGGAUUCACGGCAGUGCAGUUGCAGGCCGAUCUGACGCGUGUGCAGCUAUCACAAACGAGGCGAACGAUGGAUGUUACAAACACUGCGCUUCCGGAGUCGACUCUUCUGAAGGUCGUCUCGACAAAUUGCUGCAAAUGCUGGCUCAUCCUGAACAACGCCGCUAGCGACUGGAUACCUAGACCGAGAGACUGUACCUACCAACAAAUCACCUCGCUUUACCGCUCUGUUCUGCAACUGACUGAAGAAGACGCUAUGAGUCUGGGCCAUGAUGAAUUGCGGAAGGGAAAUUCGAUCGACCUUGUUCGAUCAAAAUUUUAUCAAGGCCUGGGAAGUAACAACGCCGAGAGAAACGAGGAGCUUGAGCAAAUGACCAGGGAAAGGGCGAAAUGGCGACUUUGCCUAUACAGGUCGCUACAAAAAGCUCUGGGAUACAUCCGAGCCUAUAUCUACGAUGAAGUCGCGGGAAGUGGAAGCCAAGCAGUCGUCAGAAGAGAGUGUUACAGUCGAUGGAAAAUGCUACAUCACAAGCCGAUCUAG